AAAGAGCCGUCACAGCCGUCGCCUGUUUAUGCCAACUAGCAACAUAUGUGUUUUAGAGCCCCCAGAAUUGCUUCUUCUUUAUUUCAUUAAACAAAUACUGUGGUUGUUUUAACACUAACUAUAGAUGUUACCUGUACAUUCAAAAGAUAGGGAAUACAAAAGUGGAAGGAGAAAUCGGCUAAAAGAAAAGGCCCAGUCAUGGUUUCGGGAGAACCAACUCACGUUAAUAUUAGCUGACAAAACUUCAAGAAAUUUAUUUUGUUUUCUUAUGCUCAAUUUGUCAUUUGCAUUUGUGGAAUUAUUUUAUGGAGUCUGGACUAAUAGUUUGGGUCUUAUAUCUGACUCUUUCCACAUGUUUUUUGACUGCACUGCAUUACUAGCUGGUUUAGCUGCAUCUGUGAUAACUAAAUGGAGAGCAAAUGACAGAUAUCCUUAUGGGUAUGUCAGAGCUGAAGUUUUGGCUGGCUUUGUAAAUGGCCUUUUUCUCCUUUUCAUUGCAUUUUUUAUUUUCUCAGAAGCUGUAGAACGAGCUAUAGAGCCUCCUGAAGUAAAACAUGAAAGACUUUUUGUUGUUUCAGUAUUAGGAUUUUUAGUAAAUCUUGUAGGAAUAUUUGCUUUCCAACAUGGCCAUGGACAUUCUCAUGGAGGAGAUGACCAUAGCCACAGCCAUGGCUCUGCUCAUAAUCAUGAGCAUGGUUCACAUGGACAUGGACAUUCUCAUGGCUAUAGUAAGGAUUCCAAAAAUGAGGAUCAACCAAAUCCUGGAAACAGUCAAAUAAUGCAUGGUGUUUUCCUACACAUAUUGGCUGAUACUUUAGGAAGUGUUGGUGUAAUUGUUUCAGCUAUUUUAAUGAGUCAGUUUGGUUGGAUGAUAGCUGAUCCAAUAUGUUCAAUGUUUAUUGCUACACUUAUAGGUUUCAGUGUUCUUCCAUUACUUAAAGAUUCCACAAGUGUUCUGAUGCAAAGGACUCCUAGAGCUCUUGAUAAUGUUCUUCCAAGUUGUUAUCAAAGGGUUAUGCAGUUAGAUGGAGUAUACAGUGUCCAAGAACCCCGUUUUUGGACAUUGUGUAGCAACGUCUAUAUAGGAUCAAUUAAACUAGAAGUAGCACCCACGGCUGAUCCGAAGUACCUUUUGAGUCAUACUCACAACAUUUUUACUCAAGUUGGUGUGAAACAGUUAUAUGUUCAGAUUGAUUAUGCAUUAGUAUGAGGAUAACCUGAUGCUCUCUUAGUCUCUUUACUUAAUAUCCUAUUUUACACCUGUUCGGCCAUUACAAAGAUCACAGAAAGUGUCGUCCAUUUGUGUACUCUCAGCUGGACUGGAAUUGAGUGUGAUCUCUGCAUCUUGACUAAGAAGUCAUGUUUUAGACUUGUGAUGAGUGAUUCAGUUUUGGUGUGCAAAGCACCAUUGUUUGGCUAGUCUGAAAAAUCUCUCACUCAUGACUGAAUUUUUUUACUUAUCACAAUAAAUUACUAUCUUCCUACUUUUCUAUUAUUUCUGUGUUAAAUAAAUACAGAUUUUCUUUUUAAAAAAAAUUCUCAGUUUAUAUUGUGUGUUUCUUAAAAGGAUAUUUAAAUUAUUUAUUUAAUUAUUGAAAUUGUGCAUCACAUUUCACUUUUAUUUUGAUUCACUUUUUAUAUUUGUUUUACUGUUCUGUUGUUUUAAGUUAAAUAUUUGGCAUUUACUUAUUGUUUGUAAUAUUAGUAUUAAUUUGGUAUUUUUUGGUGAUUUUUUUAAAAAUUACUUUUAAAUCAGCUUUAAGUUUAGCUCCAUUUAUUUUAAAAUUUUUAUACAAUUCAGUUAUAUGAACCAAAAAUUUAUGAAAGUUAAAUUCUUGUGCAGAUGUAAAUAGUUUGAGGAAUUGCUGAAAGGCAAUUAAUACAUUUCCAUGUAUAGUUUAUAAUGUUUGGUCAAAAGUUUGUGUUUGUUUUGUUUUAUUUUGGAAUUUGACUGUUGUUAUGAAAAUUUAUUUAUCAAAGAGUGCUUAGUUCCUUACGUUUCAUUUAAAAUACUUAAUGAAAUUUUUAGUCCGGAAUUACGUCUGUGUUUUUGGUAUUAUAAUGAUUCAGAAAUCUGCUUUCAUUAUAAAAUUUCAUUACUUAAAAUAGUUGCAUGUUUUUAAUUUUUAUUGAUUUAUAAAACUUUGAUCCAAAACUAAAGCUGUAUGACAAAUAUAUUGUUAUGAAUAGAUGGUAUUAAAAUAAUGGUAAAUUUAAAAAGUGUUUUCCAAAAAUAAGUUGCAGCAGACUCCUAACCAUUCAUUCCUGUUAGGGUUGAAAAGCAGACUGGAUUGGGUUGGACUGUAUUUCUAUAAGUACUGACUUUCUAUUCCUUCUAUAUCACUUAAAAAAUCCUUUUAAAACCAACUCCCAUUCUUAAUUAUAUUUUCUUAUCUUUAAUUCAAGCCAGUACCUUCUUAUUGCAUUUUAAAAGAAAAUGUACACUAUAAUUAUAAAGUGCAUUUCAAAAUGAGCAGCAAAAAGACACUAAAAAAAAAAAAGCUUUAGUAGUGAACAAUUAAGAUAUUUAAAAAUGCAUUAGGAAUACAUGCAUGCAGUUAAUCUAAAAACACAUUGAAGAAUUUAGAAGUUGUAAACACUUAAUUCUUGAAACAUGAAAAUUCAUAUUUAAAAUCGAAUUCCUUAAAGAUUUUAUUGAAUAUUUUAUAAAAUUUAUAUAAUGUAAAUUAUUUACAUAUUAAAUUUGAUAAGAUUCAACUAUUUAUUUCAGAACUUUCUUAAUAUUCUGUCUAGAAAUGUAAGAUAUAUGUAGCUUAGUAUACCAUUGCUGUUGGUUUGGUAACUUUAAAAAAAAUAAUAAAUACGUUAACACAAAAAGCAGACUAGAUUUUUCAAAUAUUAUUUAAAUUUAUUAUACUUUUAUUUGAUAAAUAUAAUCAGACUAAUGUAAAAUGUUAGGUUUAACUUGAGAGAAUCAAAACUGACUGUCUGUGGAACAUACCUUUUGGAAGGUACCUUUUUGUUUCUCAGGAGAAUAUAAAUUAUUUACUGUUUAAUUAUUCUCAGUAUUUUUUUAAAAAAAUUAGUUUGGAUUAUUGUGAGCUGGAUGGUUAAGAGUCUGCUGUUUUAAAAUUUUUUUCAUCUUUUUAAAUUUUGAUUUUUAUAUUAAUAAUUACACAAAACCAGUGAAUAAAAAAUUUCUUACAUGAAAAUUUUUGUAAAAUGCUUAAUAUAUAUAUAUAUAUUUUAUUGAUACAUGAAAAGUUUUUGCUGACAAUUCUGUUAUUUUUUGCAGUUUUAAGAUAGUGUUUUUCUGUAAAUAAUGUAAUAUUUUCUUAAAUUAUAUGGUUUUUAUCAUUUGUUAAGUAGAUUUUUAGUUAUCAUCGUUUUACAAAUUAUACAUAUUUUUUAAGAUCAUUCUCCCUUGCUUAUGGUGGGUCCAAGCUUUCUUUGUUUUUUGUUUUUCAAUCAAUUUGUUUUUGGUUUUUGGAAUCAUGCUGAUCUGGGAAGGGUUAACUAUUCAUAUCUACACCAUUGUGUUUUUAUCAGUAUUUAUUAAAUUUUAUACCAUGAAAUAAUACUGAUAUUUGUUAUCGGAAGUUGUAUGAAAUACUUUGUAUGCUUGAAUGAAGUAAACAUUUUUUAAAGAAAUUCAUAUAAAAAACAUGUAAAAUAUAA
Messenger RNA from Argiope bruennichi, 3639 nucleotides. It is a transcript of the gene ZnT86D, whose product is annotated as zinc transporter 7-like. The record is from RefSeq and is a predicted model, not a curated record. Gene Ontology annotation, molecular function: zinc ion transmembrane transporter activity. The transcript has 12 exons. Gene Ontology annotation, biological process: intracellular zinc ion homeostasis; transmembrane transport; zinc ion transport. Gene Ontology annotation, cellular component: membrane; Golgi apparatus. Lineage: Eukaryota; Metazoa; Arthropoda; Arachnida; Araneae; Araneidae. The coding region runs from base 125 to 1210 and encodes 361 amino acids.